CCCCGUUCAGCCUGCCUUCCCCAAGUCCGUUACCCGCUACAUCACCCCCGCACUGCCUCAAUCCCUUGAACACCUCAGCAUCUGUCCCCGAGACACAGCAGUCAUCUCAACAUCAUUUGCAUCACUGCCGCCUACAGCAAAAUCACUAUCUGUCAUCACGCUUCCGCAGAGUAUAUAAAGCGAACGUCAACGUUGCGUUCCUUGGUUUGUCUUAUCGCCGUCCCCACGCACUACAAUUCAUCUUCUUUCAUUUCCUUAGACACUCUGAUCUUAUAUCGAACAAUAUGCCUAGUGUAUCGCCGAGAGCAACGAGAGCAACACGUAAAGCGGCUGCUUCGUCCUCGGAAUCUCACGAUUCCAAGAGGCUUAGACCUGCCACACCACAAGACCUCCGGGAAGGUGAAUCAAGUGGUGACGAGUCUCUACCGGAGGACUUGGAUGAUGGAUGGGGUUAUACGUUCCAGGCUGGUGAGUCGGUCUGGGUGAGGACAGCCGGCGGAAAUUGGCUACGAGGCAAGGUUUGUGGCGAUAUAACGCGAAAGGGUCGGACACGGACGACAGAGGGUCUUUUCUACCCGGUAAAGUUCGAUAAUAAGCUCCGCAAAUACUUCGCACCCCUGAAUGGGGAGAUCAAACCUGAUACACCGCACACGCGACGGCUGCUCAAAGAGGCUGGAUACGUUGAUAUAUGAUCAAACCUUCUUUAUACGAACUGCCACCACUAGACCUAUCUAUAUAUUUCUGAUUCACCCAUUGUACCUCUAGUUUCAUCACAAGCUUCCCGUCAUAACUACUGAAUCUAUAUUUGUGGCGUUCAGUCC
Marasmius oreades (fairy-ring Marasmius) is the source of this 821-nucleotide messenger RNA. RefSeq lists its product as uncharacterized. The coding region runs from base 285 to 692 and encodes 135 amino acids. Lineage: Eukaryota; Fungi; Basidiomycota; Agaricomycetes; Agaricales; Marasmiaceae. The transcript has 3 exons. The record is from RefSeq and is a predicted model, not a curated record.